Messenger RNA from Quercus robur (English oak), 1614 nucleotides. RefSeq names its product transcription factor PIF7. The record is from RefSeq and is a predicted model, not a curated record. Gene Ontology annotation, cellular component: nucleus. The transcript is spliced from 6 exons. Lineage: Eukaryota; Viridiplantae; Streptophyta; Magnoliopsida; Fagales; Fagaceae. Gene Ontology annotation, molecular function: protein dimerization activity. The coding region runs from base 112 to 1452 and encodes 446 amino acids.
AAGAUCUCCAUAUCAAUUAAAAAGGAAGGGACCCAAUAAGCAAAUUCCAAAAGGGUGAAUCCAAACCGAAGCUCUUGUCCGUUGAGAGAGAGAACCGAGAAGAGUCAUAAAAUGAGUCAGUAUAUAGUACCAAACUGGAACCUAAAGCACCAAAGACAAGAACAAGUCGAAGGAGAAGAGGGAAACAGAUCUUCGCACGUGCACAACCAGCAGCAGAACCACCCCAGUAGUACUUCUCCUCUUGUCCCCAAUAUGUCUAGCUAUGAAGUUGCAGAGCUAACAUGGGAAAAUGGUCAGCUAGCCAUGCAUAGGCUUCGUGGGCUCAUUCCCACUACUCCUACAAAGCCCACAUGGGGUAGGGCUGGUGAUACACUAGAAUCAAUAGUCCACCAAGCUACAUGCCACAAGCAAAUCUCAGAUGUACUGCAACAUGACCAUGCCCCGGCAGCCAAUAUAGUCCCUAUUGAUGCUGUUUCCACCGGUGCAACAUGGGCUGAGACUGAGAGUUCCGGCCAGGUACAGGUGGCACCGACGACGCUGAUGAGGAAGAGGACACGUUCGGAUUCAGAGCAAUGUCAUGGAAGAAAAAUUUGUGGUGGUAUGAAUGAAGAUAGUGCUGAUCAUACUAGUGCAAGCGCAACAUUUUCUAGGGACAAUGAUACAACCAUGAUGACAUGGGCUUCCUUUGAAUCUCCUCGGAGCUUGAAGACCAGAACCACUGAAGUGGACUCGUCUUGUCACGAUGGAUUGGGAAACAGAGAUGAUGAUGAAGAGCAUGAGACCAAUAAUAUUGAAAUGGGCCGCUCCUACUCAACAAGAAAAACUAGAGCAGCUGCUAUCCAUAAUCAGUCUGAAAGGAGAAGAAGAGAUAGGAUUAAUCAGAAGAUGAAAACCCUGCAGAGGAUGGUGCCAAAUGCAAAUAAGACAGAUAAAGCUUCAAUGCUUGAUGAAGUGAUUGAGUACUUAAAACUACUCCAAGCACAAGUUCAUCAACUGAUGAGUAUGAGAAGUAUGCCCCAGAUGAUGAUGCCUUUAGGCAUGCAGCAACAUCUUCAAAUGUCUCUAUUAGCACGUAUGGGCAUGGGCAUGGGCGUUGGGCUAGGGAUGGGUAUGGGUAUGGGUAUGGGUAUGCUUGACAUGACUACCAUGUCACACAGUGCACCUCAAACUCUUGCUUCACUUAUCAAUCCAGCUUCAGUUUCUGCCACAGCUCCUGCACUAGUUUCGCCUCCAUUUGUGCUGACCUCCAUGAUUCCAACUGAUGCUUCAGCUCAGCCGAAGCCUAAUUCCGGAACCAAUGCUGCAGUUCCAUUGCCUGAUCCAUAUUGUGCAUUACUAGCACAAUCAAUGAAUAUAGACCUCUACAACAAGAUGGCAGCAGUCAAUCAGACCACAGUCACUACACAGUCAACUAGUUGCCCAUCACAGUCACACCAUGUUCAAAGUGGCUGAGCGAGAAAUGAAUUAGUCAUUAAAAAAAAAAAAUUAUUCUAGCUAGAUUGUACAAGGCUUUAUUAGCCUUCAAUUUUUAUAUAUAUAACUUCUAAACUCUACCCCUGACAAUAUUCUUGAGUAAUUGCCCUUGUUGAUAUGAUUAGGUCUAACUUAUUAUUA